Messenger RNA from Xenia sp. Carnegie-2017, 1540 nucleotides. RefSeq names its product adenosine receptor A1-like. Bases 322 to 1407 code for a protein of 361 amino acids. The record is from RefSeq and is a predicted model, not a curated record. Gene Ontology annotation, molecular function: G protein-coupled receptor activity. NCBI's taxonomy places the organism in Eukaryota, Metazoa, Cnidaria, Anthozoa, Malacalcyonacea, Xeniidae. Gene Ontology annotation, biological process: G protein-coupled receptor signaling pathway. Gene Ontology annotation, cellular component: membrane. The transcript has a single exon.
CAAUUCUUUGCUCUAAACCAGUGUUUGGGGUCGAGAUUCUUCAACACAUGCAAUUUCAAGACAACCCAUUAUGACUCUAAUGAUGUGUACUCGACGAAAGAAUUCGCACCGCGUUAUCUUAAAAUUCUAAAGCAAACAAUGAGAAUCAAAGUACUCCGCAUGUAUUUUCAAUAACUUUUUUCCGUCGGGGGGGAAUAAUCUGGCGGCGGUUUAAAAGCCGAAUGUUUUCGAGAAAUUGUGACACUCAUAUGUUGGCCUCAAGGGUCGACAUAAAUUAGAAACGGCAAGCUAAGUAUAUCUCGCUUUGAUGGUUUUGCUCGUAUGGAGAAGUUAAGCGAAAGUGAGUUGCAUCAUGAGAUGGAUGGUCAUGGAUGUUUUAAUGCUACAUAUGUUGAUACUCCCAUCUGUAAGAAACUAUAUUCUCAGUUAAACACAAGUGUCUUUCAUCGAAGAAACGACGAUUAUAGUCAUGUGGGAAAUUUUGUUUUCGCCAGUUAUGCUUUAGCAAUAUUUCUUAACCUUGCGCUGUUGUGGCUAAUGUACAAGGAUCCAUUGAAGAAGUUUCGCACUCCAACCGCAGUAUUGAUGGCAAACCUCGCUGUUUCAGAUUUACACGGCGCGGUAUUUGGCCUGGUCAUCCACACGGAAGUGACACAAAAUCAGCUUACCUCUGAUGUAACAACGCUGUAUCUACCGUGGCUAGUGGUAACAAUGGCGCAGUGUAGCUACUAUACGGUCAUAAUGAUCUCUUUUGAGCGCUAUAUUGCCGUAGCCUUUCCAAUUCGCUACCGUUCUGUAGUACUGAUGAAAUACGUUAUUGCUGCAAUCGUCAUUUUCUGGCUACUCUCGUUUGUAGUAUCCACUCCAUUAUACUUCGGCCAGCAUCGCCAUAAAGUAUUUGGGGGAGAAAAUUAUUUCUUUGCCAUCAACACUUUCAUACUCGUUACAGUCAUUCUCGUUCUCUAUCCCCUAACAUACUCCAGUUUACGAAAUCAGCGCAAACGGUUACUCACAAUGAACGCAAAUAACAGCCAUUUACGAAACAGUAAAUUGAAGGUAGAACAGAGUUUCGCAAACACCAUGCUCCUUGUAUACGCAUCUCUUAUUCUAUUUCAUUUCCCAUACGUUGUUGUUUUCGUCUACUAUGUUAGAAAGUGCAAUUCCUGUCUGUUGGACAAUAUAUUCUUGCACAUUUGGACGUACUUUAGAAUUGCGUACACAAUUCAUUAUGGUGUGAAUCCUAUCAUCUAUGCGCUGAGACUGCCCAGCUACAAACAUUCUCUAAUGCACUUCUCUCCACGAAAAAAAAGACGUGAUUUGGGAGCGAAUGGUCCCUCACUAGUGCCAUCAAAUGGCACGCAAAAGGCAUACUCAAUUAACGCAACAAUGGCUGAAACGCAAGCCUAAAGUUUAACUGCUUCUAUGAGUUGAACAUUUUAAUCAAAGGGAUGAACUUAAACUCGUAUAAUUUUCACGUAUAAAUUACAUUGUAUAUAAAUUAGUAUUCAAAGAAAGAGAUCCUGUCUUUAUUAAGAAAUAA